Aspergillus melleus is the source of this 1410-nucleotide messenger RNA. RefSeq names its product Zn(II)2Cys6 transcription factor. The record is from RefSeq and is a predicted model, not a curated record. Gene Ontology annotation, biological process: regulation of DNA-templated transcription. The coding region runs from base 1 to 1410 and encodes 469 amino acids. Gene Ontology annotation, molecular function: zinc ion binding; DNA-binding transcription factor activity, RNA polymerase II-specific. Lineage: Eukaryota; Fungi; Ascomycota; Eurotiomycetes; Eurotiales; Aspergillaceae. The transcript is spliced from 2 exons.
AUGACCGGAGUUCCCUACAGCACAGGCUGCUCUCUCUGCCUUGCGCGCCGCGUCAAGUGCGACGAAGCCACCCCCUCCUGCACUCAAUGUCUCAAAUAUGGCCGUCCGUGUCCAGGAUACACACGAACUUUUCGAUUCCAAGACGAAGGACCACGUCUAGAGCGUCGACACGCUUUGUCCGCGGCCCCCAUUACCACUACCAGCAGUAGUAGCCCCAGAAAACGGAACAUAACCACCUUGAACCCAGCAUCAGGCGCCGCAGCGGCAGCGGACGUUCACGAUCAUGCGCUGGCAUUGAUGCAUCGAGGGCAAGUGCACGCGCAGCAGAUGCAGCCCCACGGGCCAUCAAACGCCGGCAGCCUCUACUGCAAUUCCGGCCUCGACGCUUUCCUAUGCCAUGACAUGCAAGCAACCCUUCCUAUAACGGACAUCAACACCCUACUCCGCACGAUCUUCCACACUCACUACCACCACAACCUCUUCCGACUGCCCCACGAACCCGACGCCCGUCAGUUGAGGAACAUCGCGAACAGCCCCUUCCAAUACGCCUCCACCGCAUGCCUCCUUAGCAUCUACCAAGCACAAAUCUCCAACGACCCCACGCAGCUCGAAACCAGCCGCGAACUCUACGCACAAGCCAUCCGCGAAGUCGUUUCGGGGUUAUACGGCGACGCAGCGCUCAGUGUGGACAUGCUAAGCGCGACAAUGAACCUAGCGCUGUAUGAGAUGCUUGCGCGCACGAGCCCGGGGGCGUGGGUCGUGCAUGUGGAGGGCGUGAGGCGGUUAAUGAGGAAUCAGGGGGCGGAGGGUCAUGUGGGGGUACUGGCGAGGGAGAUCUUUUUGGUGUUUAGGGGUUUUUUGGUACUAGCAGCUUUCGAGCAGCGAGAGAAGUGUUUUUUGGAGGAGGAGGAGUGGAGGGCGUUGAGGUGGAGGGUUGCGAGGGAGGAUCUCGCCAGGGCGGGAGGCGGAGGGGGGAUGGCGAGGUGGGUGGAUGUUGAGGAGAGAGUGUUUGGGGAGGUGGUGAGGUUGCCCGGUUUCGUUGCAGCGGGAGGAAGAGGAGGAGGGGAGAGGCUGGGAAGGGAGAUGGGACAAACGAGGCAGAGGUUGGUGCAGUUGGGGAUGGAGUUGCGUGCUGGCAUGGAGGCUGAGACGCCCCAGAUUAGGGUUGCGGGGGUCACGAUGCCGGAUCGCGGGCCCGGGUUGCUGCUGCAGGGCGUGGAGAGUGCCGUGGCGCUGCUGGACAGAUUGCUGGCACGAAGGCACAGCGAUGGCCGGUUCAGGCCCUUUCGCCUGGUGUGCGCGUUGAACGAGGGCCCGGCUGCGAUGCCGCCCAUCGAAGGCAUCACUUGGCUGGACCAGCUGGCUUCGUCUUUUGGGAUGAUCGGGGUGAAGGUGGUGGAUGGUCAGUGA